UAAUUCUUCAAAUCCUUGAGAAAUUAUCAAGCCAUUGUUAUACUGCUCAGUCCUUCAAUUUCAAUAACAAACGUCGUUCUGCAAAAGGAUGUAACAGGCGCGCCGUGUACAAUCCUGCACCGCGCGUUGCACACUUUUGGAAGGUUUUCUCGCGGCUAUUACGUGACGAGUGUUUUGUGCCACGCACAACUCUUCGUAAUUCUGUUUCUAGGCACUUGGCGAGUUCACACUGCCCCUUCUUUCUUUGGCGGUGUCGUCGUCCCCACCAAAGGCUUUUGUAUCGCUUCUCUGUCUCUGGCACUUCCUGUGUUCUGCCAACACAUUCACCUGUCUACCGCCACCUGCCUUCGUAACCAACUAGGCGUAUACGGCCGCGUAUGCCCUGCUGCUAAGCGUAAUAUCCCGAGGGACUUUAGUUUCGCCUAGCACGUAGUGGGGCUGCGAUCUCACAGUUGUGUAUGUACGUGCCAUCUGGUAAUGCGACUGGUUGCGUUGUGCAGUCAAUGUUACGCUGCCGUUGACUACAAGUCGCGAAUGCGUUUUCUUCUUCGGUUCUGAUAAGCGUUCGGUAUUGUCGAGGGCGAGCGCUUGGCACCGGUCCGUUCACAAUAUAGACCAAGUUCGACGAACUCCGGACGCGCAAGGAUUGCGCGCGAUGACGCUCCUUCGUUCAUGUUCUCAGACACUUUUCGAGAUCUCUGCAACGCUCGCAAAUAUUUCGUAAAAAGUAUACAGCUGCGCGGUCUCGUAGUGUUGAAUUUGCCGCUUCAAUUCACGAAGAGGGGAUGUUAUAAUUGCACUAUUCUGUGAAGAAGUUUUCGGUGCGCCGCUUUGACGAGGAUUCCGAACGAACGUUUCAGUGCGAAAGUUUGAGAAAAUUACAAGUUUGAUGCAGUUUUAGAAUAAAGACACUUGUCUGAGAUUAAAAAACUUGUUUUUAAUUAAGCGCAAUUGAAAGGAGACUCUGGACAAAUCUGAGGUAUUCAAUACAGUCAUUAUGAGAGUUUUGUAACCACGCUCGAGGAUUUGCGACAUGUGUUAACGUUAUUAAAGAAUAUAUGGUCUUCGUCUCAACGGCGUCCGUUCUCGGUUUCCUAAUGCGAACAACCGAGUGCAUCAACGGCGACUUAUAAUGUCAACCGGGUGUUCAAAACGAUGGUGCGCGGUCUGUCGCAGUGGACCAAGACCCUGAGCUUCCCGGCGAGGGUGUCACCCCAGAGAUCCAAGGAGACCAAGGUUUUCCACGUAAGCCCUAGUGCUAGCCCCACGUCACCGCCCAGCCCGAUCAACGACACUAUGGACAAAGCGCCUAUAAUCACGGACGAGAAUUUCCAAGACGCGGAGGCAGAGAAGGCAAUAAUGGGCUCUAUCGUGUAUUGCAUACAUCAUAAGGACGGUUGCAAAUGGUCGGACGAACUGAGAAAGUUGAAGGCGCACUUGAACACAUGCAAACAUGAUGCAGUGCCUUGUGGGAAUAAAUGUGGGGCCAUGAUUCCCCGCGUGCUCAUGGAAGACCAUCUGAAAUACACUUGCGCCCAGCGUAGGGCUCGCUGCGAUUUCUGUGCCAAAGAGUUCACCGGACACACUUUAGAGAAACACACGGGGACCUGUGGCUACGAACCUCUAUAUUGCGAAAACAAGUGUGGAAUGAAAGUGCAAAGGCGACACCUCGGCCAGCAUAAACUGGGAGAGUGUGCCAAGAGACUGGUUGCUUGUCGCUACUGCAACAAAGAAUUCGUUUUCGAUACGCUAGGCGCUCACCACGCGAAAUGUGGUCGAUUUCCGGUUGCGUGUCCUCAUCGUUGCGAAACUGCGGUACUGCCCCGAGAAGAUCUCGAGGUUCAUCUGAAGGAUCAUUGCACCACACAUUUACUUUCCUGUACAUUCAAGGAUGCCGGUUGCCGUUUCAAGGGAAAUAGGUUUUCGUUGGAUAAACAUCUAGAGGAAUCAGCGAAAAUGCAUCUAAGUCUCAUGUGUAGUCUCGUAACGAAGCAGCAACAUCAAAUAACUAGCUUGAAAUCGGCAAUCAGCAAGCUUUCGUUAAAUUACACGGGUACGCUAAUAUGGAAGAUCACAGAUUAUGCCGCCAAGAUGUCAGAAGCGAAAGCGAAGGAAGGAAUGGAACUUGUCAGUCCACCUUUUUAUACUAGUCAAUAUGGAUACAAGUUACAGGCUUCGAUUUUCUUAAACGGAAACGGAACUGGAGAGGGCAGUCAUAUCUCGAUAUAUAUAAAGAUCCUGCCCGGCGAAUACGACGCUCUUCUACGAUGGCCGUUCUCGCACAGCGUGUCGUUCACGAUGUUCGAUCAGACCGUCGUCGCGGAAAAGGCCUGCAACAUCGUGGAGAGUUUCAUACCGGACCCGACCUGGAAGAACUUUCAACGACCGAGUCGCGAACCGGAUUCUCUCGGUUUCGGUUUCCCAAGAUUUGUCUCCCAUGAAAUGGUGAAGAAGCGACAUUUCGUCAAAGAUGAUACUAUGUUUAUUCGAGUUAAGGUGGAUCCUAGUAAGAUCGUAGCGGUUUGAGAGACGCGUGACGAUAACGCAUAACGCUUCUAAAAAACGUUACGUUUCUGGAAACGAACUUUAUGUGAUAUUUCCGAGUACUUGCUUGAGCAGAGUGUACUUAUUCGUUUCAAAUGCGUGGUAAUUCAGACUGAACUGACUGAAAACGCACCCGGGAAAGCUAUACUAUCCCUCUAUGUUAAGACAGCGAUUUCUUUAUUUACUCCUGUUAGUGCAAGUACCAUCGGCAAUUGUAGAAUUAAUAAUUUAUUGACUCUGCCAAAAGCGUUGCGCCAGAAUACAUUUAUAUCUUCAAUUUCUUCGUGUAUUCUUUACCUCUUAGAUUUAUCAUUCUGUAUAAUCUUUUUUUGUGUACAAUUUAAGUAAACUGACUUUAAUCAUUUGAGUGCCGAAGGCGGUCGCAAGAUUAUGUGCAAAAAAUGCCAAGCAGUAUGAUCGUUCAGUGUUUGAAGAUGGAUUUAUGAGGCGAUUGUACAAGUUUAGUGUAUUCUUUGUUUCUCAUGUAACUGAAAGAUUAACUUAACCCUUCCUGAAGCCUAUUGCGACCUAUUGAUACUAACAGGAAACAGAAAAGCAAUCGCGCUACUUGACACUCAAACGGUUAACAUUAAUGUUACUAGUUUUGUUUUUGUAUAUUUUGAGCAAAUUAAUUAAUUCGCUGUCUUUCUAAUAAUUCAUGUUGCACUGCAUAGGAUUACAUAUACAUCUCUUAAAGAUUCAAUAAGCGAAUAAAAUUCUUUCAAAUAAGUGGCCUUAUGAGUGACUGCACGAUAUAAAGUUAUUUUUACGGAGAUAAAAUCAAAGAUUGUUAAGAAAUUCUAUGUACUGUAAGCUAAAGUGUAAAUACAAAUGCAGAAUGCCAUACGAUAAUGGACAACGAGUAACAAUUGAGACAGAUUCACCGAUGUAAAUACACAAUGAUUAUAAUUAUUAGCAUAGUGAAAUGGAGAAAAUGUGAUCGACAUAUACUAGUGAAUGUAUGCAAUGACUUGAAAGUAAACUGACUAAUAAAACUGUUAUAUAAUAUUCGUAUAUAAAAUAUUCCUUGUUUUUUA
Molecule: messenger RNA, 3581 nt
Organism: Linepithema humile (Argentine ant)
Lineage: Eukaryota; Metazoa; Arthropoda; Insecta; Hymenoptera; Formicidae
Gene: Traf4
Product: TNF receptor associated factor 4
Biological process (GO): regulation of apoptotic process; tumor necrosis factor-mediated signaling pathway; protein K63-linked ubiquitination
Molecular function (GO): protein binding; zinc ion binding
Source: RefSeq, a predicted model, not a curated record